AUGCAUUGUGGGUACAGUGGUAUUGAUCAGUCCCUUUCUCUCCGGCUUUCUUUCUUUACACCAACAGAGAAGGAGACUUUCUUGGAACCGUUUGUGCUGAAGAACCUGCUGCCCUCGACCCUGGGGAGUUAUUACCGCUACACGGGUUCCCUGACCACGCCGCCCUGCAGCAAGGUGGUGGAGUGGAUCGUCUUCAGCCGCCCCAUCUACGUCUCCUACAAACAGUUGGAGGCGUUCUACUCCAUCUUCACCACGGAGCAGCAGGACCAUGUGAAGAGCGUGGAGUACCUGCGCAGUAACUUCAGACCCAUCCAGAGCCUGGACCACAGACUGGUCUACAAGUCUGCAGUGAGAGACGCCUGGCUGCCGGAGCUCAGCGACCACAGCGGGCCCCUGGGCACCGAGGCCUCCAAAGUACACAUGUCCUGA
Knipowitschia caucasica is the source of this 429-nucleotide messenger RNA. Lineage: Eukaryota; Metazoa; Chordata; Actinopteri; Gobiiformes; Gobiidae. The record is from the annotation of a GenBank genome assembly.